Messenger RNA from Fraxinus pennsylvanica, 1620 nucleotides. The record is from the annotation of a GenBank genome assembly. NCBI's taxonomy places the organism in Eukaryota, Viridiplantae, Streptophyta, Magnoliopsida, Lamiales, Oleaceae.
AUGGGGGUGAGAUCCGUGAUUUCGGAGAUAAGGACUCCAAAAAUUCCAAGACCAAAUAGAAGAGCCCCACAAUCUAAGGGUUUUUCUAAUCUCGCAAUCAUCGUAUCUCAGCCGAAGAAAGUAAUCGAUACCCUAGCUUUCUCAUUGUUCAAGAUCAAAUCUUAUCUCAAUCACUCUUCCCUAUCAAUUCCGGAUUUUCGCAAAAAUGACUCAAGAUGUCCCUCAACUUUUCAGAAUUUGAAGGAGAUAGCAGCAUUGAUUGAGGUGGGCUCAUAUGUGCGUGAGUUGCGGAGGAUUGUGAGGGCGAUUCGGUGGACAAUUCAGUUGAGGAGAAAGCUAAAGGCAUCUGUCCUUUCUGCAUUUCUCAAUUAUGUUCUUGUUCCUGGAUCCGAGUUGCACUCUUGCUUGUAUUCAUACCUUCCCAAGGAGGAUGAGCAGGAUAUGGAACUUGACACUGCAACAUCUGCAACUCAAGCUCCUGCAAAGCACUCUUUACCAGAACUUGAAAUCUAUUGCUGUUGGCUUGUUCUAAUAUUUCUGAUAGAUCAGAAGAGAUACAGUGAGGCCAAGGCCUGUUCUUCGGCAAGCAUUGCACGUCUAAAGAACCUGAAUAGGCGAACUGUUGAUAUUCUAGCAUCCAGACUCUACUUUUACUACUCUCUGAGUUAUGAACUUACUGGUGAUCUUGCUGAAAUUCGGGGUAAUCUGUUGGCAUUACACCGGACAGCAACAUUGCGUCAUGACGAGUUGGGACAGGAAACACUUCUCAAUCUGUUACUGAGGAAUUACCUGCAUUACAACUUAUACGAUCAAGCUGAAAAACUGAGGUCAAAGGCUCCGCGGUUUGAAGCUCAUUCAAACCAGCAGUUUUGCAGAUACCUUUUUUACCUUGGAAAAAUUAGGACAAUUCAGUUGGAAUAUACUGAUGCUAAAGAGUCCCUCCUCCAAGCCGCCAGGAAAGCACCUGAUGCUGCUCUUGGAUUCGGAGUUAUAUGCAACAAGUGGGCUGUAAUUGUCAGGUUAUUGCUUGGAGAGAUUCCCGAAAGAACUAUUUUUAUGCAGAAAGGAAUGGAAAAGGCUUUGAGGCCAUACUUCGAACUUACAAAUGCUGUUCGAAUUGGAGACUUGGAGUUGUUCAAAACAGUGGCCGACAAGUUCUCCAAUACCUUCAGCACAGACCGGACUGACAAUCUAAUUGUUAGGCUGCGUCAUAAUGUCAUUAGGACUGGGCUCCGCAACAUCAGUAUCUCAUACUCCCGGAUCUCACUAGCUGAUGUGGCAAAAAAGCUGAGAUUGGAUUCUCCGAACCCUGUAGCUGAUGCUGAGAGUAUUGUAGCCAAAGCAAUUCGAGAUGGUGCAAUUGAUGCCACAUUAGAUCACGCUAAUGGGUGGAUGGUGUCAAAGGAGACUGGGGAUAUAUACUCUACAAAUGAGCCUCAAGUUGCUUUCAACUCGAGGAUUGCUUUCUGCCUGAAUAUGCAUAACGAGGCAGUGCGUGCCCUUCGAUUUCCACCUAAUUCCCACAAAGAAAAGGAAAUUGCAGAGAAGAGAAGAGAGAGACAGCAGCAAGAGCAAGAGCUUGCCAAACACAUAGCUGAGGAUGACGAUGACGAAUUUUGA